AGUUAUAUUGUGACAAUUAAUCAGCUUAUUUAAGUUUCUAUUUCUGUUUCUAUUUUUUUUUUUUUUUGUUUUUUACUGACAUUGUCGUUUUUCGAAUAUCCAAUUAUCUGAAGAAGCGAACAUUUAUGAAUAUUUCCUGUGAAAGCGCAAAGUACAAUCAGCGAAGCGUCGUCGAUUUUUCUAGGGUUCCUCUUCAUUCAAGCAUACAAUGUCGACGCCGAAAAACACUAAGAAUUCCGACUCGGAAUCGGAGAUUGAGAACGUUCCAAGCCACGAAUCGAGUUUCGCGUCCGACUCUCUGGCUACCGCUAAUCCGUCGAGUCCUCCUAUUGUUUGCCUCUUUAAAUUCGCCGGUGACUCCGCCGGCGGUGCUUUAAUGGGCUCCAUUUUUGGCUACGGGUCCGGAUUAAUUAAGAAGAAGGGCUUUAAGGGAUCAUUUCCAGAAGCUGGAUCUUCUGCCAAGACAUUUGCAGUUCUAUCUGGAGUACACAGUUUAGUUGUCUGUUUUUUAAAGAGAUUGCGGGGAAAAGAUGAUGUCAUAAAUGCAGGGGUUGCUGGUUGUUGCACAGGCCUUGCUCUAAGCUUUCCAGGUGCACCACAAGCUCUACUUCAAAGCUGCCUCACAUUUGGAGCAUUCUCGUUCAUAAUCGAAGGUCUUAACAAGCAACAGCCUGCACUUGCUCAACCAUUUUCGACGAGGGUCAACCGGCAGCAUAAUGGUGUACUUCCUCCAUUGGCGUUACCCCUGCCAAAUGAGUUGAAGGAGUCAUUUGCAUCAUUUUGCCGGUCUAUAAGAAAAUGAGACGGCAUGAUGAAUUUUGUAAAGUUGAAUCGCUGUCUUGAAAUUUGAACUAAACUGUUCUAUGUAGUAGAGCUGAAUUUAAGGCUUCCUUUUUAUGCUAUUACCACUUCAAUGAUUUA
This is a messenger RNA of Salvia miltiorrhiza (redroot sage), 921 nucleotides long. Its product is annotated as chloroplastic import inner membrane translocase subunit TIM22-2-like. Bases 209 to 802 code for a protein of 197 amino acids. Gene Ontology annotation, cellular component: chloroplast envelope; TIM22 mitochondrial import inner membrane insertion complex. The record is from RefSeq and is a predicted model, not a curated record. Gene Ontology annotation, molecular function: transmembrane protein transporter activity. The transcript is spliced from 5 exons. Lineage: Eukaryota; Viridiplantae; Streptophyta; Magnoliopsida; Lamiales; Lamiaceae. Gene Ontology annotation, biological process: protein targeting to chloroplast; protein insertion into mitochondrial inner membrane.